CCCGCCCCUUUUCUGCACUCUGGCUGCACUGAGCUAACGGAAUACGGGUAGUAAAAUGGCCGAGAAGCAGAAGCACGAAGGCAGGGUCAAGAUAGGACACUACAUCCUUGGAGACACGCUCGGAGUCGGCACGUUUGGCAAAGUGAAGAUUGGAGAGCACCAGCUAACAGGGCACAAGGUUGCUGUUAAGAUCCUGAACAGGCAGAAGAUUCGCAGUCUAGAUGUGGUCGGCAAAAUCAAACGAGAAAUCCAGAACCUCAAGCUGUUCCGGCAUCCACACAUCAUCAAGCUGUAUCAGGUGAUCAGUACUCCCACAGACUUCUUCAUGGUGAUGGAAUAUGUAUCUGGAGGAGAGCUCUUUGAUUAUAUCUGUAAGCAUGGAAGGGUAGAGGACAAUGAAGCACGACGUUUGUUCCAGCAGAUCAUCUCUGCAGUUGACUACUGCCACAGACACAUGGUGGUGCACAGAGACUUGAAACCCGAGAACGUCCUUCUGGACGGCAACAUGAACGCCAAGAUUGCUGAUUUCGGCUUGUCAAACAUGAUGUCAGAUGGGGAGUUCUUGAGAACAAGCUGUGGUUCACCUAACUACGCUGCUCCAGAGGUCAUCUCUGGAAGACUGUACGCAGGUCCAGAGGUGGAUAUCUGGAGCUGUGGUGUGAUCUUGUAUGCUCUGCUGUGUGGCACUUUGCCCUUCGAUGAUGAGCAUGUACCCACUCUCUUCAAGAAGAUCCGUGGAGGAGUUUUCUACAUCCCUGAGUACCUUAAUCGCUCUGUGGCCAGCCUGCUGAUGCUCAUGCUCCAGGUGGACCCUCUGAAAAGGGCCACAAUCAAAGACAUUAGAGAAGAUGAAUGGUUUAAGCAGGAUCUGCCCAGCUACCUGUUCCCGGAGGACGCUUCAUACGACAGUGCUGCGGUCGAUGAGGAAGCUGUGCGGGACGUUUGUGAGAAGUUUGAAUGUGCUGAGGCCGAGGUGCUCAGCAGCCUGUACAGCGGCGACCCUCAGGACCAGCUGGCUGUCGCCUACCACCUCAUCAUCGACAACCGCCGUAUCAUGAACCAGGCUAGUGAGUUCUACCUGGCCUCCAGCCCACCUGCUGCCUCCUUCAUUGACGAGAACAUCAAGCCACACCCUGAGAGGAUGCCCCCACUGCUGGUAGACAGCCCCAAGGCCCGGUGCCCACUGGACGCGCUGAACACCACCAAACCCAAACCUCUGGCAGUGAAAAAGGCUAAGUGGCAUCUUGGUAUCCGCAGUCAGAGCAGACCCUAUGACAUCAUGGCUGAAGUGUACCGCGCCAUGAAGCAGCUUGAGUAUGACUGGAAGGUGGUGAACCCCUAUCACCUGAGGGUGCGCAGGAAGAACCCAGUGACUGGAAACUUUGUAAAAAUGAGCCUGCAGCUCUAUCAGGUGGACAACCGCAGUUAUCUGCUGGAUUUCAAAAGCAUUGAUGAUGACAUCAUCGAGCAGAAAUCUGGCUCGUCCACACCUCAGCGCUCCGGCUCUGCUGCAGGUCUUCACCGUCCCCGUCUCAGCAUCGACUCGGCAACCGUCGCUAUGGAUAUACCACCGCUCAGCAGCUCACUGCCAUGUUCUCUACCGGGCAACAUGCCCGUUCUGGCACCACGACAAGGCAGCCAUACCAUGGACUUCUUCGAGAUGUGUGCCAGUCUCAUCACCACACUGGCACGCUGAAAAGCACAUAUACACACACACACACACACACACACACACACACGCACUCAUUUAUGCACAGUAACAGGUAUCUGUAGAUAGAUUAGGGGGUUAAAUCACAUGACCUCUGUAGAUUCAGCCACAAAUUAAAUUCUCACACAGACAGUUAGACAUGAUUAUAGACAUGAUGCUUGCUGCUAUACUGAUGGUUCAGUUCAUUGUAGCAGUACGGCAUUCUGGGGCCUUUCCAGGUUUCAGCAUGCUUCAUCCAUUUUGUUUUUAUACGCAUAACAUUUUGAUAAUAUAAUCUAUUUAUAUUCUCUUAUCAAUCAGUUUAGUAGCUGAGUUGCUGGUUGAUUGCAGUGACAUACCAAAAAUUAAGUUUAUAUGCAUUCAAAGAGAGGGUGAUUAUACAUUUAUUAUAUAUUAGAUUAUUUAUUUUUUAGAGAUAUUUUAUGGUAUUUGGUUAUUUUAUUUAUGUAUUAGUCGAGUGAUGAAUUAAUUGCAAGUAUUCUGAGGAAUGGUUUGGCAGUUUGAGUGUUGAGAGCAUGACAAGCAUGUCAACAAAUACACACCAUCGAUGUCGUAGAGCACAAAAGCGAGUGCCGACGUGGCUUUGCUUCGAGUUCGAGUAGCAGAAGUAAGUAUGCAGUUCCUAGGAUCUUCCAUCUGUAAGUAAUUAUAGAUGGUUACCUUCAGUGCAGUGCCUUUUCUUUUAGCUGCUGGAUGGUGUUGUGCUGUUAACUUGUAUAUUAAUGGAAUGUCCAGUCAGAGACACGGAUAACUCAACACAGCGCCACAAGCUGAAGAGAAAGAGCGAGAGAGUGAUUGAGUGCUGUGCUCAGCACCACAUACUGGCCUUGAUCAAGGAUAAAAUGUAGAGGCACAUCCAGAGAGAGAUUUAGAGUCAAAGGAAGAGACAUUUAGAGUGAGAGAGAGAACAAGACAGACAGGCCAAGAGAAGAAUAGUGGAAGAGAGAUUUAGAGCCUGAAAGUAGGAUAGCGAGAAAUUGAGGGGAGAGAGAUAUACAGUGCCCUUCGAAACUAUUGGAACAGCCAGGCCAAUUCAUUUGUUUGUGCUGUACACCAAAGACAUUUGGGUUUCAGAUCAAAAGAUGGAGAUGAGAUAAGAGUUUAAGAUUUCAGCUUUUAUUUCCUGGUAUUAAUAUGUAGAUGUGUUAAACAAUAUAAAACAUAGAAUCUUUUGUAUCAGACCACCCAGUUUUUAGGCGAGGAAAAAUAUUGGAACAUGUGACUGACAGGUGUUUAUGGUUACCCAGGUGUGUCCUGUUAGUAUUGGAUUCUCACAGUGUUUAAUAUUGUUUUUGCUUAACUAAGAUGGAUUACAUCACUGAUAUGUGCUAUAUGUUAAUGUGUUUUGAUUAUUCUGGCCUCCAUUUGUUAUUUUUUGUUAUGUUUGUUAUGUUAGUGAUUGCUUAAACAAUAAAUAGCUCUUAACAUCUACAUUAGCUUUUAGCCUUCAGCUUCACCUCAUAUUCAUCUUUUGAUCUCAAACCCAAACGUCUUCAGUCUACAGCAAAAACAAUUUAAUUAGCCUUGCCGUUCCAAUAGUUUCAGAGGGGACUGUAGAGAGAAAAGGAAGGACAGAGAGAAGGAGGUGAUGUACAGUAGAACAAGCAACAGAAUGCAGUUUUGCUGCAUUUUUUUCCUAGAUAUAUGAUACUGUAUGGAGCGUGAGAUGGGGUGUAUUUGGUGACAUUUGGCAAAGAGAUUAAAGCCAUGAGCAUUUAGGAGUUAAAACCAUUCAAAGCUUCCUCUGAUGCCUUAGAAGCAACAUAUUAUAUUGUGUGAAUGUAUACAUGUGUGUGCAGAUCUGUUAGACGUGUGUAUCUUGUUCCUCUACUGUAAGUGCUGGAAUGUUCAGAGCCCCUGACAGCAUAGUUUUCUAGCAGGGGCUCUGUUUACUUCUGACCUGAUGACUUCAGAAAGAGGACAUGGGAAAUUCAGGAAGGUGAUCGAAAAAUGUCAUGGUUUAUCGUGCCAGCUUGUGAUUGGGCUACUAUACAGAACCACAGCAUGAAUGUUUCUUAAAUGAUUACCAAAAUGUUUUGUUUUCUUUUAUCAGACAUCAAAAAUAAUUCUUAUUUAUGAAUACAUUAUUU
Ictalurus punctatus (channel catfish) is the source of this 3798-nucleotide messenger RNA. RefSeq names its product protein kinase, AMP-activated, alpha 2 catalytic subunit (gene prkaa2). The record is from RefSeq and is a predicted model, not a curated record. Gene Ontology annotation, biological process: protein phosphorylation; intracellular signal transduction. Gene Ontology annotation, molecular function: ATP binding; protein serine/threonine kinase activity. Bases 56 to 1696 code for a protein of 546 amino acids. The transcript has 9 exons. Gene Ontology annotation, cellular component: cytoplasm. NCBI's taxonomy places the organism in Eukaryota, Metazoa, Chordata, Actinopteri, Siluriformes, Ictaluridae.